This is a messenger RNA of Oreochromis niloticus (Nile tilapia), 2731 nucleotides long. RefSeq names its product BUB3-interacting and GLEBS motif-containing protein ZNF207. The transcript has 11 exons. Lineage: Eukaryota; Metazoa; Chordata; Actinopteri; Cichliformes; Cichlidae. Gene Ontology annotation, cellular component: spindle matrix; nucleus; kinetochore. Gene Ontology annotation, molecular function: microtubule binding. The record is from RefSeq and is a predicted model, not a curated record. Bases 118 to 1503 code for a protein of 461 amino acids. Gene Ontology annotation, biological process: mitotic spindle assembly; attachment of spindle microtubules to kinetochore; mitotic spindle assembly checkpoint signaling.
UUAAAUCACAGAGGUUUGGGGACUGGCCGCAGUGUGUUAUGGGAUGUUGGAGAGCUGACGCCAUAUCUGUGAGGUGUUUUUAUUUUUAGCAGGCAGUGAACUGACAACGCUAAAAUCAUGGGCAGGAAGAAGAAAAAGCAGAUGAAGCCUUGGUGUUGGUACUGUAACAGAGAUUUCGAUGAUGAAAAGAUUCUCAUCCAGCAUCAGAAAGCCAAACACUUCAAGUGCCACAUCUGUCAUAAGAAGCUGUACACCGGCCCCGGGCUCGCCAUCCACUGUAUGCAGGUACAUAAAGAGACCAUUGAUGGAGUUCCUAAUGCAAUACCUGGAAGAAUAGAUAUUGAACUGGAGAUAUACGGCAUGGAGGGUAUUCCAGAGAAAGACAUGGAGGAGAGGAGAAGGAUGUUAGAGCAGAAGAACCAAGAGACUCAGAAGAAGAAGCAGAACCAGGAUGACUCUGAUGAAUAUGAAGACGACGAUGAGCCCGGUCCCUCCUUUCAGCAGCCUGCUGCACGUCAGCCACAAGCUGGCUAUGUCCCCCCUAUGACCCAGCCUGGCAUGCUUCCUGUUGGAUCUGGGACCCCAGCAUUACCACCAGGCAGCUACUCAGGAAUUCCCCCGAUGAUGCCAGGUGUGCCACCCAUGAUUCCAGCGACGCCCCCUGUAAUGCCAGGAAUGCCUCCAGGGAUGAUCCCAAUGGGUGGGAUGAUGCCUCCGAUGAUGCCCGGUGUACCACCAGGCAUUCCUCCUCCAAUGGGUACCCGUCCAGCCAUCACUCACAUGCCUCAGCUCCCGCCUGCUGCAGGCGUGCUGCCCAGACCUGCAGUUCCUGCUGGCCCGUCGGUGCAACCUGAUGUCACAAAACCUCUUUUCCCGAGUGCUGGGCAGAUGGCCGGUCGAGUUGCAAGUACAAGUAAAGCCUCACCAAGCGCAGACACUCAGUCCGCUUCCCCUAAAGCUCUGUUCCCUAGCACUUCACAAAGUCAGCAGACAGUGUCGGGGUCCCCUCACACUCCCCCCUCCACUACCUCCGACCUCGCAAAGCCCACUUUCCCAGCCUACAGUCAGUCCUCCACCGGUUUGGCCAGCCCAAAUACUGGCAGCAGUACGGUCUCCAAACCUCCCUCCACAGUAACCAGUAAGCCUGCCACGCUCACCAUCUCCAGUGCAACCAGUAAGUUGAUCCACCCUGAUGAGGAUAUCUCACUGGAAGAGUUUCGGGCUCAGUUGUCCCAGUACCAGUGCAGUAUUCCCCGCCAAGGCCAGACCACCAGUGCUACAGCGUCAGUGGGUGGCAUGAUGGCUCCUCAGCAGCACAGCAUGAGGCAUCCCAUACCUGGUCAGUAUGGUGGGCCACAGCAGGGGAUGCCAGGCUACAUACCUGGGCGAAUACCUCCGUAUAUUCAGGCCCCUCCGGUUGUUCCCCCAGUGUACCAGGGAGCCCCUCCACGGCCAACCAUUGUCACGAGACCCCCAGUCAUGUCUCCUGGAGGCCACUACUGAAGUCUGCUCCCUCUCUUCAAUAGGUUUGGACUCUCAACCCUUUUCUAAUGCCCUCAGCGGCUAGUAGAAAACCAGUAUUGGUAUUAUAUUACCAAAGUAUACUGAUGUUCUGCUACUGAGCUAUGAGGAAGAGACAUUAAAUAAACAGCAAAGACAGGAGCUGUAAACAUCCCAUGGCAUGGGAAAUAUUACAUUGCAUCUAUCAAAGACGUUGACCUGUUUGAUUUGAUUCUGAUUGAAACCAUCUCUGUUUUGUGGCUUUUUUUCCUUUUCAUGUUUAGGUGUAUAGAAGUGUAGUAGAUAUGGUUCGUAGUGUUGUGAAGGCGCUGGAGUUACAUGGGCAGUACCCACCCUUUAUCAAGGCAAGUUUUAUGUAAAUACCUUUCUGUUCUAAGCUAAAUGGUGAGGCCUUCACAGCACGUAGUGCUGUUGGACUUGUGUCCCCAACUUUGUUUGGUGAGGGCUUCUACUACCUGUUCAUGCUCUAAUUCUGUCUUUGUGUUGAUAUUUUUAUGAAGAAUUGCUCCCUUAACUCUAAAUAAAGGAGGUAUUUAAUGGUAUAUGUAUGACUGUGAAGCUGUAUUGUAAUAAAAUCUUAGAUUUUUUUUGUGGGAUGUUGCUGGGCUAUGACGUCAGAACAGGUUUGUACUCCUGGUAUAAACUGCAUUGUGACUGCUCUUCUGUUAUUCUGAAGGUGAACAGUAAACAUUGAUAUCUUGUAUAUGAAAUGCAAAAUGCUUGUAAAUAUUGUCUUUUAUCUAUAGGCAGUCCUUUACUGAUGCUCUGUACAUGGCACUGAUGGAAUGCAUUGUACAGGUGCAUAACAUCCAGAUCAUUAAAGGCUGUAGUGCUAAAACCCAGAUUUUUCUUUUCCCUGUAGCAAUGCCAUUCGGGGAACUGGCUGAGGCCCUGUCUCAGUGUAGCCCUGUUUCAGCCAGAGGCAAGUCUCACUGUUUUCUGUCUUCUCAUUCAUUAUCAGGGGCCCUCACAGCUUGCAUGCUGUUGGAUAUCAGUGUCCCCAAACUUGCAGCAAGUUUGGUGAGUGCCCUUGUUUGUGUUCUUGUAUUUAGGCAUCUUUUUCUUUAAACAUGUUAACAAACGUAAACAAUAUUUCAUUGUUUGUCAUUAAACUAUCUGCCCUGUCCUCCAUUUACUGGCCAAGCUCUUCACUAGUCUGCCUGAACCCUAGGUCUGGAUAAUAAACUCAGUCUCAGUAUUACUAUCCUGA